AAAAGAUGAAGAAAAGAAGAUUCUAGCAUGCACUAUCAAAUGAUAAAAAGAAACGGUAAAAACUAUGUUUUUAACUGUCAGAUUCACUAUAUAAACCACGGCGACGACAAGUGGUAUCUCAUCAACCAAAACAAAACAUAAAAAACAAGUGGAAGCUUUAAAACGAGAGGGAGAGAGCAAAAAUGGCGACGUCGGGAACGUACGUGACGGAAGUUCCGCUAAAAGGAUCGGCCGAGAAAUACUACAAGAGGUGGAAGAACGAGAACCAUGUCUUCCCUGAUGCUAUCGGCCACCACAUCCAAAAUGUUACCGUUCACGAAGGCGAACAUGACUCUCACGGGUCUAUCAGGAGUUGGAACUACACAUGGGAUGGAAAGGAGGAGGUGUUCAAGGAGAGAAGAGAGAUAGACGAUGAGACCAAAACGUUGACGUUAAGAGGACUUGAGGGUCACGUGAUGGAGCAGCUCAAAGUGUACGACGUCGUCUACCAAUUCAUUCCCAAAUCUGAGGAUACCUGCAUCGGCAAAAUCACUUUAAUAUGGGAGAAGCGCAACGAUGAUUCCCCAGAACCAAGCGGGUACAUGAAAUUCGUCAAGAGCUUGGUUGCUGACAUGGGAAACCACGUUAGCAAAACUUAAUCAUCAUUCCCACAGUCGUCGUCGUCAUCAUCAUCAUCAUCAUCAUCACUAUCUCGAUUUAUAAGUUAUGAUGUUUUCAGUAUAAUAAAUGGGGUCUUGUGGAUCGUUAAUUUCUAUGUGUAAACCGUUUGGUUCUGUAUGAUGCUUCGAUAUAUUGUUAUGUUCAUGAUCAUAUGUCGGGUUCGAUAUAAUGAUUCUUAAGAUUAAUUUACUACACAUUUCAGAUUUUCAGUGUUUAUCUAUAAUUUAUGACUUUUCAUAUACGGAUUACUAAACAUCUAA
This is a messenger RNA of Arabidopsis thaliana (thale cress), 920 nucleotides long. RefSeq names its product Polyketide cyclase/dehydrase and lipid transport superfamily protein. The transcript is spliced from 2 exons. The coding region runs from base 183 to 638 and encodes 151 amino acids. The record is from RefSeq and is marked reviewed. NCBI's taxonomy places the organism in Eukaryota, Viridiplantae, Streptophyta, Magnoliopsida, Brassicales, Brassicaceae. Gene Ontology annotation, biological process: defense response.